This is a messenger RNA of Macaca mulatta (Rhesus monkey), 2206 nucleotides long. RefSeq names its product stimulator of interferon response cGAMP interactor 1 (gene STING1). Gene Ontology annotation, molecular function: cyclic-di-GMP binding; 2',3'-cyclic GMP-AMP binding. Gene Ontology annotation, cellular component: autophagosome; endoplasmic reticulum membrane. Gene Ontology annotation, biological process: activation of innate immune response; positive regulation of type I interferon production; reticulophagy. Lineage: Eukaryota; Metazoa; Chordata; Mammalia; Primates; Cercopithecidae. The record is from RefSeq and is a predicted model, not a curated record.
AAAAAGCUCUUGUUACCGGAAAUAACUGCUCAUUUUUCCACUCCUCCCUCCUAGGUCACACUUUUGAGAAAAAGAAUCUGCAUUCUGGGAACCAGAAGAAAAAUAUGAGACGGGAAGCAUCGUGUGAUGUGUGUGCUGCCUUUGGCUGAGCGUGUGGAGUCCUGCUCAGUGUUGGGCACAGUGUGUUUGAUCGUGGUGGCUUGAGGGGAACCUGGUGUUCAGAGCUGUGACUGUGGCUGCACUCAGAGAAGCUGCCCUUGGCUGCUGGUAGCGCCGGGCCUUCUCUCCUCGUCAUCAUCCAGAGCAGCCUGUGUCUGGGAGGCAGACGAUGACCCGCUCCAGUCUGCAUCCAUCCAUCCCGUGUCCCAGGGGUCACGGGGCCCAGAAGGCAGCCUUGGUUCUGCUGACUGCCUGCCUGGGGACCCUUUGGGGGCUAGGAGAGUCACCAGAGCACAUUCUCCGGUGCCUGGUGCUCCACCUAGCCUCCCUGCAGCUGGGACAGCUGUUAAAUGGGGUCUGCAGCCUGGCUGAGGAGCUGCGCCACAUCCACUCCAGGUACCGGGACAGCUACUGGAGGACUGUGCGGGCCUGCCUGGGCUGCCCAUUCCACCGUGGGACCCUGUUGCUGCUGUCCGGCUAUUUCUACUAUUCCCUUCCAAAUGCGGUCGGCCUGCCCUUCACUUGGAUGCUUGCCCUCCUGGGCCUUUCGCAGGCACUGAACAUCCUCUUGGGCCUCAAGGGCCUGACCCCAGCUGAGAUCUCUGCAGUCUGUGAAAAAGGGAAUUUCAACGUGGCCCAUGGGCUGGCAUGGUCAUAUUACAUUGGAUAUCUGCGGCUGAUCCUGCCAGGACUCCAGGCCCGGAUUCAAACUUACAAUCAGCAUUACAACAACCUGCUACGGGGUGCAGUGAGCCAGCGGCUGUAUAUCCUCCUCCCGUUGGACUGUGGGGUGCCUGAUAACCUGAGUAUGGCUGAUCCCAACAUUCGCUUCCUGGAUAAACUGCCCCAGCAGACCGCUGACCGUGCUGGCAUCAAAGAUAGGGUUUACAGCAACAGCAUCUAUGAGCUUCUGGAGAACGGGCAGCGGGCAGGCACCUGUGUCCUGGAGUACGCCACCCCCUUGCAGACUUUGUUUGCCAUGUCACAAUAUGGUCAAGCUGGAUUUAGCCGGGAGGAUCGGCUUGAGCAGGUCAAACUCUUCUGCCGGACACUGGAGGACAUCCUGGCAGAUAACCCUGAGUCUCAGAACAACUGCCGCCUCAUUGUCUACUCGGAACCUGCAGAUGACAGCAGCUUCUCGCUGUCCCAAGAGGUUCUCCGGCACCUGCGGCAGGAGGAAAAGGAAGAGGUUACUGUGGGCAGCUUGAAGAACUCAGCGGUGCCCAGUACCUCCACAAUGUCCCAAGAGCCUGAGCUCCUCAUCAGCGGAAUGGAAAAGCCCCUCCCUCUCCGCACGGAUUUCUCCUGAGACCCAGGGUCACCCUACCAGAGCCUCCAGUGGUCUCCAAGCCUCUGGACUGGGGGCUUUCUUCAGUGGCUGCAUGUCCAGCAGAGCUAUUUCCUUCCACAGGGGGCCUUGCAGGGAAGGCCCUGCAAGGGCCUUGACAUCUUAAGAUGAGUCCUGUCCCCUUGGGCCAGUCGUUUCCCCUCUCUGAGCCUCGGUGUCUUCAACCUGUGAAAUGGGAUCAUAAUCACUGCCUUACCUCCCUCACGGUUGUUGUGAGGACUGAGUGUGUGGAAGUUUUUUGUAAACUCUGGAUGCUAGGUACUUAGGGAAUGUGCCAGGUGUCUUUCGUGGGGCCUUCCAGACCCACUCCCCAGCCUUCUGCCCUUCCUCUGCCUGGGGACGCCGAACUCUCUCGAUGGUAUCGACAGGCUCCCUUGCCCUUUGGCUCCUGGUCAUGUUCCAUUAUUGGGGAGCCCCAGCAGGAGAAUGGAGGAGAGGAGGAGACUGAGUUUGGGGUAAUGAAUCCCCUGGCUCCUGCCCUGCAGCAUCAAGGUUGCUAUGGACUCUCCUGCUGGGCAACUCUUGAGUAAUCAUGACUAUCUCUAGGAUUCUGGCAUCACUUCCUUCCCUGGCCCCUUAAGCCUAGCUGUGUAUCCACCCCACUCCGCCCCUGCCACCCCACUAGAGUACUCCCUCUCACUUGCGGUUUCCUUAUACUCCACCCUUUUCCCUUUUUAAAGCACACCUCAGAUUACCCAA